Pungitius pungitius (ninespine stickleback) is the source of this 3242-nucleotide messenger RNA. Its product is annotated as ubiquilin-4-like. The transcript has 11 exons. Gene Ontology annotation, molecular function: polyubiquitin modification-dependent protein binding. Bases 46 to 1911 code for a protein of 621 amino acids. The record is from RefSeq and is a predicted model, not a curated record. Gene Ontology annotation, biological process: ubiquitin-dependent protein catabolic process. Gene Ontology annotation, cellular component: cytosol. Lineage: Eukaryota; Metazoa; Chordata; Actinopteri; Perciformes; Gasterosteidae.
CGGAAGCUGACGCCAGACCCCAGCUGUUCCAUCGGCGGAAUAAAGAUGGCUGACCAAGGCGCCGCAGAUCCUGGGAAUAACAAUAAUAAUACACCUGAAGCAUCGGAAGGAACUAUUAUUAAGGUUACAGUAAAAACCCCUAAAGACAAAGAAGAAAUCGCCAUCGCAGAGGAUGCGUCUGUCACUCAGUUUAAAGAAGAGAUCUCGAGGCGGUUCAAAGCCAAACAGGACCAGUUGGUUUUGAUUUUUGCGGGGAAGAUCUUGAAGGAUGGCGACAGCCUCAGCCAACACGGCAUCAAGGAUGGUCUGACAGUUCACCUGGUCAUAAAGACAGCACAUAAGGCAGGAGAUGGCGGUAGCACCUCAGCCUCAAGCUCAACCACCACUCAAGCAGGCAAUACCUCCACCUCUAGUCCAGGUACAACCCCCUCCUCCACAGCAGGCUCUACUGGCACUGCUGUACCACCUACACAGACGCCCAACCUACUGACUGGCUUUGGUGACCUGGCUGGUCUGUCUGGACUGGGAAUGGGCUCAUCUAACUUCAUGGAGCUCCAGCAGCAGAUGCAGAGGCAGCUCAUGUCCAACCCAGAGAUGCUGUCUCAGAUCAUGGAGAACCCGUUGGUGCAGAACAUGAUGUCCAACCCAGACCUGAUGAGACAGAUGAUCAUGGCGAACCCUCAGAUGCAACAGCUAAUGGAACGCAACCCUGAGAUCUCCCACAUGCUCAACAACCCUGAGCUUAUGAGACAGACCAUGGAGCUAGCGAGGAACCCGGCCAUGAUGCAGGAAAUGAUGCGAAACCAGGAUCGGGCCCUGAGCAACUUGGAGAGCAUACCAGGAGGUUACAAUGCCUUGCGGAGGAUGUACACAGACAUCCAGGAACCCAUGUUCAGCGCUGCCAGGGAACAGUUUGGUAGCAACCCAUUCUCAGCUCUAGGUGGGAACUCAGAGUCUGGCGCCCAGCCAUCACGGACGGAGAACCGUGAGCCCCUGCCCAAUCCAUGGGGGCAACCAAAUUCUUCUAACCCCUCUGAGAGUGGCGGGGCCUCCACAGGAAGCACGAGCACCACUGGAGGAACCAACCCCAGUGUGUCCAAUCCUCUGGGCAUCAAUCCUGGCAGUCUGGGCAAUGGGAUGUUUAACAGCCCAGGCAUGCAGAGUCUACUGCAACAGAUCUCGGAAAACCCUCAGCUGAUGCAAAACAUGCUCUCCGCUCCAUACAUGCGCAGUAUGAUGCAGUCACUGUCUCAAAACCCAGAGUUAGCCUCCCAGGUUUUGAUGAAUAACCCCUUGUUUGCUGGAAACCCACAGCUGCAGGACCAGUUCAGAUCUCAGUUGCCCAUUUUUCUGCAACAGAUGCAGAACCCAGAGGCCCUGUCAGUGAUGACUAACCCCCGCGCCAUGCAAGCUCUAAUGCAGAUCCAACAGGGUCUGCAGACACUGCAGACAGAAGCACCAGGCCUCAUGCCCAGUUUGAUGACAGGCGGAGUUCCAGGCGGUGUUCCUGGUGUAAUUCCUGGUGGAGUUCCUGGUGUAAUCCCUGGUUUAAUUCCUGGUUUAGUACCCGGUGGAUCUCCUGGAGGAGCUCCAAGUGGAGUUCCUGGUGGAAUUCCGGGCAUACCAACAGGUGGGGGCUUGCCAGCAGAGAACCCGGCUUCCUCACCCAGUAGUGCAGGAACAAACGCCGCCCAGCAGCAGCUAAUGCAACAGAUGCUCCAGAUGUUUGCCGGAGGAGUUGGAGGAGGAAGUGCAACGACCCAGACCCCAGAAGUGCGGUUCCAGUCCCAGUUGGAUCAGCUGAGCGCCAUGGGCUUCAUCAACCGCGAGGCCAACCUUCAGGCCCUUAUUGCUACUGGAGGAGACAUCAACGCCGCUAUCGAGAGACUGCUGGGUUCACAGCCCUCGUAAAGACAUGCAGUACAUACUGACACACAGACACGUGCAUACAUACAUACCUAACUCAUAAACACACCCAGCAUCAACAGAGAACCAAGAGAAAUUUAAGUGUAUUGUCCCAAACUUUACAGAAGACACUUGGCAGCAUCUGUUAGACUCUCAUUGUACAUCUGUUCUCAGAUCAUUCCCUAGUAUCCACACUUUUUGGCGUCAUUGAACCAGAUCUGUGUCCCAGAGUACUGCUGUAGAGCCGGACUCUGAACAUCUCUCAUCUUGAGGGGGUGUUCUGGUGCAGAGAAAGGAGCGAAAACAUCUCCUGAAAAGGGACUCCCAACCAUUUCUUUAUUCCCUGUUUUCUUUGCAUAAAACUGGAGUCGAGUGUUGCAGGCAUUUACAUUAUACAGAUUAAACCCAUGUGAUGUGAUUGGCUGUGGCUCGGAUUUACACAUGGCCAUUGUUAGGCAGAUUGUUAGCGUUUAUCUAGCAAUUCCAUACAUGAAGAGUUUCUGGUAUACUGACAGGAAAACGACUUGUCCAUACAGACGCUCAACCCCAGUCCGCCCUGAAACCCCAUUCUCAAGAUUCUACAUAAAUAGCUGUUUUUGUCCAACAACUCUCACUAUUUAUUGCAAGCGCUUGACAAAAUGACGCCCUCCAAACUUACCUUAACUUGUAAUUUGUCAUUCCAGAUAAAAGUGCCCACUCACAGGUGCACAGUGUCUUUUCCUUCUGAGGCACCACGGCUGUGCCUUCUGUCCUUCCCUUCCCUGCCCUGUAAGAGCUUUGUCGGCAACGACACCCCACACACAGUGGUUGAUUAGAAAACCCCCUCUAAAUUCCACAUGGCGUAAUGCACGAUGGUAACCAUAAUCAAAUAUCACAUUGCAGCCUCUCGUAGCAGAGGACGCUGUAAGAAUGAAUACGAUUGAAACAAAUAAGCUUUCCUUACAUUUUAAUCUGAUUCUUCUUUGUUCAUUAUAUUUUUCUUCUUUUGAGGUGCAGUUAGUACCUAGAGAUGAUUAGGAUUUGUCUCGCAUAAAAGAAACAUUGAAAUCAAGUGAGUAAAAUAAUAAAUGAAUAAAUAACGGAAAGGCUGUACAAACAAUUACAGUAUGGUGGCACUAUACAAUUUCUAAAAUUCAAGUUGUAGGUUGUCUUUUUCUUUUCUUCUUUUUUUUUGGAAAAUCUCAGCAUUGUAGUUGUGGUUACCUUGACAACUGCUGCUAUAGCUUUGCUUUGUCUGUUGACCUCAGCUGGAAAAAAAAUCCAUCUCACAAUUGAACAUGUUGAAACUAACUUUUAACAGUACUGUACUAAAGAAGAAUAAAACAUGGUCAAAAACA